Messenger RNA from Drosophila kikkawai, 15263 nucleotides. It is a transcript of the gene Svil, whose product is annotated as Supervillin. Gene Ontology annotation, biological process: cytoskeleton organization; actin filament severing; actin polymerization or depolymerization. The record is from RefSeq and is a predicted model, not a curated record. Gene Ontology annotation, molecular function: phosphatidylinositol-4,5-bisphosphate binding; actin filament binding. Lineage: Eukaryota; Metazoa; Arthropoda; Insecta; Diptera; Drosophilidae. Gene Ontology annotation, cellular component: cytoplasm; actin cytoskeleton.
CACAGCCACGAUGGUCAAGCAAACGCGUUAAGAAAAAUAACAAUAAUAAUAUAAACGAAACAAAUUCUUUUUUAAUCAAAUAACAAGACUAAAAAUAUGCACUAAAUAAAAGCAAACACUUGUACGAACUGUAAAUAAAAGUGUAAAUAAAGUUUAAAAAUAAAUGAAAAGAUUUGCGCCUGCGCAAAACCCACGAAACGAAAUAUUUAGAAAUCUACUUGUUACUUGUGGCUCAAGUUCCAAUACAUUGUGUUUGAAAAUUCAUUUGUUUGAUCGAUUUUGUGCGGUGCGAACGAGUAACACCUUGUAAAGGCAUUUUCCACCAAACACAAACCCUAUUGCCAUAGCAAAGUGUGUUAAAAAAAAAAAGAAGAGAAACAACUGCUGCCACCCUCAACAACCCCUUUUCGAUAGGGUUUAAAACCUACCGCAAGAAAAAAAUUAAGAAGGAAAUAUAUAAAAAAGCACCACUUUACGUUUCGUUACUUUAUUGAACCCCUCGCGCUGCUGACUAAUUGCCUUUUAUAUAGCCAGACUAUAUAAAACUGUACAAUAAGACAACGGCCAAGAAACUCCCUUUUAAUUUUCAACGGAACCCCCAACAAAGCUGGAAAUAGCUUCGCUUUGAAGUGAAGUUCAACCAUUUUCGCAGCGAAAAACGAUUUUCAAUUUAUUUUCAUUGAGUGGGGAAGAGAAGCGAGCGUGUUCUCUCCCCCUUUUUUUCGGUUUCUAAAUUGAACACAAUUGCAACAGAACCAAUAAAAAGUGAACUGUAUUCGAAGUAGAGCAAAACAUCAGUAACAUCAGAUGCAUAAUUAGCCUUUGCUUAAAACGGAAAAGCACAACAGCAGCCAGCAGCCAGCAGACAGACAGCACACAGCCAGCAGCAAAAUGUAUCUCAUACAGACUGUCCAGACAACUUGGCGGCCACAACUGCCGCUUCCCCGGGAGCUUCAACUGACCGAUGACCGGAACAACAGCACCGACGAUCACGACUCGAAGGUGAUCACCACCACAACUACAGCGGAUAUACACAGCCAUAACCAUCAUCACCAGCACCUUAUCCACAACCCAGAGGAGCAGGAGGAUCAGGAAGAGGACAUGGAUCGACUGAGAGGCAAUCACAGCAAUCACAGCAUUGGCGGAUCAUCGCAGCAGCUUUCCGGCAAACAGAAAUGGUCUUUUGGAAGACUUUUCCGCAAAAAGAAGGAGGCGGAAAGUGCCUCCUCCAGCGAGGAGGAUCGCAAGGCGGGUUUUGUGCCCGCCCAGCGUCAGUCAGCCAGCAAACCGAAGGCCAAGCAUGGAAAUAAGGGAUCUUCGCGUAGCAGCAGCAACAGAUUCGAUCACAUUGUGGUCAAUCCACAGCAGGCGCCACCGCAUCCGCCGCAGCCCAUCGAUAACGAGUUCUUCCUGCCCGUGGAAACCAUACAGCCGGAACCGUACUACCAAAACCAGCCGGGAUAUUACCAGCGAUCCAGCAACUCCCUGGACAGGAGACUGCUAAUGCAACAACCGCAGGGAAAUGGCUAUCAUCACCAACAUAAAUCCCGCUCCGCGCAGAGAGGAGGUGGUCCCAAGCCACUUGGAGUGGGCAACUCUAGUGGAGCAGAGGAGGAGCUGAUAUCGCUAAAUUCUUCCACCUUCUCUAAGUACCGCAGCGAUGAGAGCAUUCAUAUGGGUUCCAUGGCUCCAGGACAGAGUCGACGCAGUCGAGCAGCUCGCAACGAGCGUUACUACAAGAGAUUAUCCCGCGAUGGGGAACAGAGUCAUGGAGGAGCACCAGUCGUUGUCCCGCAACAGCAUCACCAGCAACAGCAGCAGCGGUACAAGACGCAGCCCCUGCCCCUGUCCAUUUACCAGCCAACGACGAACCCACCCGCCAGUGGCUAUGUCCAGUGGCAGCCACAGAAAAACCUACAGAACUCGAUGCAGAGCGAUGGAAAGCGAAGCAUCAGCUACGACAGUCACAUACAUUUGCAGAAUUUGAGUGGAAGGAUGCAGAGCAAACCCUUGCCGCCGCCACCACCGCCCAGGGAUCCUCUGAGGCGUGUGCAUGUGGGUGGAUCGGGAUCGGGUCUCCAGAUCGGCUCCAGCUCUGGGGAUCUGCGACCCGUGUCGUAUGCCUUCGAUCACAGCGGUCGCUGUGUGUCCGACGAUCGCAUUUGGCAGCCGCCGCACUAUCAGUCGGUGCACUCGCUCAACUCCCAGCCCAGUUCCUCGAUAGCCAGUGCUCCGGUCCAGCAGCCGCACCAUCGACGCUUCAUCACCCGUUCUGAGCGGAAUGCCCAUCCCGGCAAGCAAUCCCUGCCGAAUGGUAUUGAUUUCCAUUAUGUGGCCGAUGCAACGCCUCGCUCAAGGAAGCCCAUACACAUGAUGGAUACGGGGAGACUGGAUAACGAAAGGGGAGGAGGAGUACCAGCUUCCAGUGGUAUACUGAGAACCUCCAAGAGUGGCCUAGCCACGCCCAGUCCCGCUCCUCAGCAGCAGCAACAGUCGCAGCCGCUUCUGACCAAGCCGCGUUCUUUUUCCAGCUCACGACUAAGCGAACUGAGGAGUUAUCCCAUGCCCAUGUACUCCGAGGUGCAGAAGCCCAAGAGGAGUGUUCCUCCACCUGUAAAUACUUCUCCAAGUGACCAGGAUAACAACAUAAUUUGCGGUAGCCUGCACAUCAAGCCUAGUUUGGAGUCUGGUCAGAAUCAGAACUAUGUAGAGAUUCGUCAUCGCGAUGUCCACAAGACCAACUCCAUGCCACAUCACUAUCAGAACAGGAGAUCUGGCGAGGAUUUGCCCAACAAGUACGAGGAGUAUGUGGCCGAGAAGCGAGAGCAGCAUCAGCAGGCACCGGCUACUGUCUAUCCGGAGCGUAAACUGAGCUGCACUCCCGCCACAGCUCCACCACCGCCCGUGUACUUCCCUCGGAAAAAGCCAGCCAAUCUGGAGGAGGCCAUCAACGAACUGGAGGCCAUCUACAAGUCACUGGGACUUACAGAACCAGCUGAACCCAAGGCGGAACCCAAGCUGGAUAUGAUCUCGAAGAUGCGAGUGCCCACGCCCAGUGACUUUGAGAAGUUCGCCUUGGCGCAUGCCGAUGAGUACGAGGACGAAGAUUCACCGACUGGCGAACCCGAUCCCGUUAGAGACGAUGUGGCCUUUAGGAACCUGCAGCUUGCCAAUCUCCAGCAUCGAUCCUCGGAGAAGCAGCCACCUUUUGGCAUCCCAGUGGGUCCCAUUGUGCCUGCUCCCCAAUCUGACUAUCUCCACGUGGAGCCUGUGAGGGUCAAAAAGAAGACCAACUCCCCGGACAUUGUUAAGGAUGAUCUGGCUGUGCGUGCCCUGCGCAAGGAUCCGCCGGGACCCAAGUCCAGCUUUGUGUAUCCCAUGCAGAAAAAGCAGCGGGCUACAAGGACGCAGUCGGCCAACAUUUACAACCUGAUCCAAAGGGAUGCAGCGAAACCAUCUGGCGGAGAUCUAAAUAGUUACAUUGAGCUGACGCGGAACUUGGAGAGAUCCGGCAGCAUGUCCAAUCUUCAGGGUGAAGCGGAUGAUGUACCAGCCACACUGGACUUAUUGCGCAAGCUUAAGGCGCAGGAUGAGGAGCUGGAUCUGGCCAGGAAGCAUCAUCCCAUACCCUUCCGUCAUCCCAGUCAGGGUGGAGCAAUCGCCCAGCUGCCAGAGCGUCUCCUGACCAAAGAAGAUCAUCAGUCACCGCGAGCGGCGCCAGUGCCAGCUCCUCGUAAGAGUCUUUCGCCGGAACCGACUAUGAUGGAUGAUGCUCUCAACAAGAUUGCCCAGGAUGCGCAGGCCAGCAGCAUUAAGCUGAGCCACGAACUCAACGAACUCCGCAAGGAGGCAUUGAUUACGGCUGCGAGACCCAAGUUAAAUGCGGAGCAGCAGAGAUUGGAGGAGGAACUGCAGCAAAUCGAGGCAGUUUCUGAGGCGGCCAAGCGCUGUGGCCAGAUGCUGUUGGACACGCUGCCCGAUGCAGGCCAAGAGGAGGAUCAGGAGCCACAAGAGAAGCCACCGCGGAAGCUGCAUAAGGAGGGCAAGCUCAUCCGGGCUAUUGACGAAGUCUCCGAGGCGGCCAAUGCCGUUUGCGAGAAGAUACUCAAGGAUAUUGUGACCACUGAGCCUCCAGUGAUUGUCCACGAGGCUCUCCAGGUGAAGCAGACCACCAAAACUCUGCCCAGCGGAGAGCAGCUCGUGAUGCCGCAUCUCAUCAAGAAACUGGAUCCCAUACAGUCGGACAAGAUCGAGCAUAUAGCCAGGCGCUGCAUGCGCCAGCUGAGCGAACUGGCCAAUCCGGACUACGACAACCUGGUGGACACCUGUAAUAUGACCAACAGCCACAUCACCAACGCGCCGGGUGAUGCCACUCUCGUUUGUCCCGUUCCAGAGAAUCGCGCCGCCGGCAAGAGCCAGACGCUCGAGGAGAUUGACAAGAUCAUGCAGGAGUGCGAGCGCCAGGCCAAGGGCAGUAGCUCCACGGGAUCAGGAUCGAUUUCGACCCCCAAUACCACCCAUACCACUGAUGAUCAGCGCACGACCGCUCCCAGUUUGACCAGCGGCAGUGGAAGCGGCAGCGGAAGCUUCCCACCAAAUGUGAGCACCACCGCCAGUUCGUUCAGCUCGAGCAGCGAUUGUUUGGCCAAGUCGUCGAGCCCUUCGCGCGCCAGCCGACCGCUCUCCUCGAGCAUCACCUCCUUCAAUCCGUACUCCUCCAGCGACUAUAUCAAGUCGCAGAGCAGCGACUGCCAUGCACCCAGCACCGAUCCGAUCAAGACCUUCAGCACCACCUCGUACGAGGGCCAGUCCACACCGCAGAGCACCACCAUCAGCACGGACACGAUGAGCACGACGAUCAGUAGUAACACCACUAAUAAUCUCAGCAGUCAGCAGGAGUCCUCAUCGCAUCCAACCGCCUCGGGUGGUGGAUCAUUAUCGCCGCCGCCGCUGCAGCUGACGCCGGUGGGCGAGCGUAGGAAGCGUGGAGCUUCAUGCUCCUCCGCCACCUCAUCGCCGUCACAGUACAACUCCAGCGAGGAGCUGGCCGCCAUCUUUGGCAUCGAAGAGCAUCCGAAGCAUCGUAGCGGCAGCAGGCUAACGACAAACGUCACAGAAACCAUUGCGGCCUCUAGUGACUUAUCCACAGCACCUGCCACUGCCAAAACUCAGGAGAAGAAGCUAGCGAAGCCGCUGCCAACUCAGGAUAAGCAGCAGACCAACUCGGAGGACUCCAGCUCACAGAGGAGCAGUGUCCCGGUGAAGUAUCGUGGCCAGCAUCCGCAUUUCCAUCACCAUACCACACCCGCCUACUAUACGGAUCUUCAGCUGAGAAUCCACACACCAAAUGUGUCGGAUGCGGGAGCUUUAAACGAGAACUACCGCAGUGUCUACAGUACACCCAGCACUCAGUUGGUGGAACAGCGAUCCUUUCCCAAAACCUCCACGGCAACGAGUGUGGCACCAGCUUCGUUUUUUCGUGGCGACUCUGCGUCCAGCGAGGGGCGCGCAGGCGGAAGUCGCAGCAGGAGGUCGCAGCCAAGGACCGGGAGCGAGGGUCGCUUCUUCAGAUACUCUCAGGGAUCUGUGAGCCCUACCAAAGGUGAAGUUAGCCACGACGGCAACGAGCCAGUCACGAACCACAACUCCCCCAUCACAUCCAGCACGGUCAUAAGUAGUUGUAAUCCCGUAGAGCAGGCUAGUCCCGUAGUAUCCGCCUCCGUAACCGUAUCUGCAUCCGCAUCCGGUCGCAAUAGCCGGCACAAGCAGCGUUUCCACAGCCGAUCCCGGCGAGCGGUGCGCGUGCGCAGUGAGUCGCGUCCCAUUAGCGCCUUAUACGACAUAAUAUGCAAGGAGAAGAACCUGGACGUGGGUCACACCAGCAGCAGCAGCAGCAGCAGCAACGAGGAGCAGGAACGGGAGAAGGAGAAGGAGCAACCGAAAGAGGAUCAAUCCCAGCAGGACUCCCCUAAGACCCCAACCGACAAGCUGGCGACCUUUUGGCCAUUGCACCAUCACUACCUCAAUCCCUCGAUGAGCAGCAGUGGCAACUCCAAGGAGCCAAAGCAGCAACAUCUGGCCAAGGAUCUUCAGCUCCCAGGAGGCUCUGCCUCCGGGGCAAGGGGAGCUCCCUCCAGCAGCGACGAUGAGGAGGAUGGCCUUCAUCCCCUGCACUCCAGUCACAAGGUCACCAACCUGAGUGUCAAGGCCAACUCACUGCCACCUGCCACCGAAGAUGAUUCUAUAGCGUCGGGCUCCCAGCUUAAGGGUAACUCUAGCCGGCUAAGUCUACGCCUGGCCAAGAGUCUGGAGCGAGCAGUGCCCGUUUCAGAGGAUGCUCCUUCCUACGAGGCCCGUGCCUACGAUGCCCCUACCUACGAUGCCGGGAAGCCCAUCAACACGGAUAGGUUAUUCGUGGAACCGCCCAAGCUACCCCUGAGGCGCACCCUCCACGACAAUGAUGAAGAGUACGACAACACUUUGCAGUUCAAUCAGAAUGAUGUUGUGGACACUUUGGAUCGCUGGGGCCAGGAACUUGGCACUAGUGCGGGCCAGGAACUGGUCAAUGGUGUGUCGGCCAAUGGCCACCAGUCAGAUCCCGAAGCAGAUUCACCACACGCUCAUCCAUCUUCAUUGCAACUAGUAGAACCCAAGCCACAUCACCACCAUCAGGCCACCAAUGCGCGCAGAUUUAUAACGCGCACCACACGCUCCGCCAGUCGCCAGAGUUCCGCCGGACACUCGCCGCCGCCGUUUGUCGCCGGACACAGUGACUCCUCCUGCAGCUCACCCUCGCCCACUAGGAGACGGAAUAAUAAGCAACCACAACCAGGUGCUGCCGCAGUUGAUACCCCAUCCUCGGCGAAUGGUAAUAGUUCCGCCUAUGAGACGGCAGCCACCACUGUGAUGACCCACGGCCCGGCCACGCCACCACCAUCCUCGCAUCAUCAUCAUCACCAGCAUCACUACCAGCUUAAUCCUUGCGCUGCAGUUCUUAAAACUCCGUCGAUAGAGUCUCAGCCAGGAGCGAUUGUCACAUCCUGCCUCGAUUCAUCGAACGCCAUCUCAGCCAGCAGCAGCCAAAGAGGAGGAAAAGCUGGCAAAUGCAGUAUUAGUUGCACCAACAGCCAACACAACAACAAUAACUGCAACACGAGGCAACGCCACAGCAACAUUAACAGCAACAUAAGCAGCAGCAGCAGCAACAACAAUACUAACCAACAAAAACAACAAAGCCAGGCCACGCCCAUGCCGCCUUUAGCCACUGCUACAACAUCGAUUGCAUCUUCACCAGCCAAACGCCGCAAGAAUCCCGUGUCGCCACUGCGUCUGGGUUCGGUCUCUGUCGCCGCCUCUGCCUCUAUAUCCGCCUCCUCCUCAUCCACCAUUGCUCCUCCGCUUGCAAUUGCCAGUCCGCUGCUUAGCGGCGGCAGUGGCGGCGGUGGCAGCUGCUCCUCAUCGGCCACCUCGCCCCAAACCUCGCCAGCGGUGCGCACCACCAAGGCGAGUCGUCUGCGCGCCGCCGCGCUGGAUAAAAAGAAGGAAGAGGAGCAGCAGCGCCAACGUUAUAGUUCACCCGUAUCGCUCCGCAUCGGAGGUGGACCCUUGGCCCAACGUCGCCUCAGCAGCUCAGAGCUGUCACCCAAAUCGCCGGGUCAAGUCAUCAUUAGUGGCUUCAAUUCAGAGCCAGUCACUGCGGCAGCAGGUUCGUCCAACCGAGGCCAGUCAAGAUCUGCCUCGCAGCCGGCGGACACACCGCCCACACAGCGUCGCCAGCCCCUAGUGGCCGUCAGUUCGGGCCUCUCGAUGAAACAAUCCCUCAGCGAAUUGCACUUUACGGGCGGAGCUGUGAGUCCGCCCAAGGCCUCGGCAGAGUGCACGCUUCGUAUGCGACCACGUAGCUCCACAAUGAGCACGGACCAGGGAACAGAGAAUGGAACACGUGACCAUUUGGCCAAUCUGCAGCUAAGUCCUGUGCAGAAGCACAAGAGAACGCCCGAAGUAUCGCCACGUCGUUUGGGUGAUCGCGACAAGUCGGCCAAGCGGAAAUCGAAUCUAAACCGUUCGUUGACCGAGGAAGCCACCAAGGAUGGCGAUGAGGCUGCUGCCUCUUCGAACCGCCGUCGACGACGUCGUGAACUGGGCAUGGGCCGUCCUUUGGUUCCUGGCGAUGACGAAGCUUUGAGGGAUUUGCUUCACUCGCCGCUCAAGAGUUCCUGCAGUGAGUCCACGACCACGACCACCUCGAAGUCAGAGACCACCUAUCGUCCAACGUAUCCGGCCGUGCGUCAUCCGGAGAUUGCUGUGCGCACCAUGACCGCUGUGUUGCCCACCCCAAGACCCUUGCAUGCGCCUGUGGCAGCCCGAAAUGUGACCCAAAAGUUCAAUGAGCGAACCAAGACCGAUCUGGCGGAGAUCAAGAAGAUUGCAGAGCAAUCGGAGCAGGCACUGCAACAACAGCCUACGGAAGAGCCUGCCUCCAGCCAAAAGAUGUCGGCCAUAUUGCGACGCAAGAGCACGGAUGAGGGUGGAGCUGCAGCUCAAAACUCACCACCGGCGCCCAAUCAAAUUGUGUCUAUACUGAAGAAAAAGGAGCAUGGCCUGGGCGAAUGCAACUCGAGUGCCUCUAGCAAUGCCUCGCCAGUGACCUUCUCCUCAAGCGUAAUGGAUCCACCGCUGGCAGGAGCAGCUGCCCGCUGCAAGCGUCAGGGAAUACUCAAGAAGCGUUCGAGCUUGGACGAAUCACGCUACUAUUCCCGCUCCCAUUCGCCGGACGAGCGAAGCAUACUAAUCAAAUCGGCACGCAGGAAUUCUCUGGAAGAAGCGGGCACCGGCCUGAGUCCAGCUCAUCAGGCCCAUGGCAUCCUCAAGCAGAGCAGCUACGAUAGCAGCAAGAGCGAUGGCUGCCCCUCGGCCAACGAGAGUCAGCCGCACAGCAUCCUGAAGAAGAAGGAUUCGCUAUCUACGCCCUCGGAUGGUGGAUGCCACAAGCAUGUAUCUAUCUCCCAGGCCGUCACUCUGGCAGCAGCUGAGCUGGCCGCCCAUGAUGGUGGCUCUACCCUGGAGGAUGGCGUAGAAGAGCAUGAAAUUCGACCCAUUCUGAAGCAGGAGAGCACCUCCAGCGAAGAGGCAGUGCGUCCCCCAAAGCCCAUACUCAAAAAGAAAUCAUUUGGCGAGGCCGAUGAGCACGAGAUGAUACGUCCCAUCUUGAAGAGCUCGCGCAAGAGCAGCCGCGAGGAGUUCGACUUGAGCGGUCUGGACCAUGAAGGCAAUGCCGCCGAUUCCCUAUCCUCAAUCCUCAAGAGCGAUUCCCCUUCGAAGCGCCGGUCACUGGGCUCUACGUCGCAUGACCUGGAAGAGUCCAACAAUAGCUUGCUGAAACGUCGCACUCGUUCACUGGAGCGUCAGGAUGCAUCGCCUGUUAUGGAUCUGGCAGCGGCCUUGAAUGCCAUCUCCACGUCGCAAGCUGCUCCGAGUACUCCUGUUGACUUUGUGACCACACCAUCCAGCAUUUCGGUGGCUGAGCGAAUCAAGCGCAUGGAGAUGCUGUCCUCACCCACAGCCCGUGCGGCUGGCGGGCCCAAUGGCAGCUGGGAGUCGCCACUGGAAGGGUCGUCUUCCAAGGUAGAACAGCAGGGUGUCACGCCCAGGCUGCUCAAGCCGAGUGUUCUGCGCAGGGAUUUGCAGAGGGAGCGAUACAAGACACAGCCGGUGACCAGCGAGGAGAAGAGCUUCUUCAAAGCCAACUCCGCGCCCUUUGACAUCUCGGCCACGUCUGCCUUUAAGCCCACCAAGCCGCUGGACAUCCGUUUGAGUCACGCUCUGCCACAUCCGCCGCUGAUCUCGCCCAUAACCGGACAGCCCCUCAGCCACGUUCCUGCACCGCUGCUGCUCUCCUCGUCCACGCACUCGGGCGGAGCCUCGUCCUUUCAUCGUCUCACACGCAGCUCCACACAGCCGCUGCAGUCGCCACGCGUUGUCCACUUGGCCAGCCAGGGAGGAACCACCACCAACCAAUUGGCACGCCAAAAUUCGAUUAACGACACUAGCUCCGGCAGCGUCAAUCUCAGCGAGCAACUGACUCUGUCGCUUGGGACGGACAGCGAACAGCACAUCUUCGAGAUGUCCGGCCUGGAGGAGGCGGAUUCGGCCAUUCAGUCGCUGAGCGAUGAGACAGCCGCUUCCGCAACGUCAGCAGCCACCGCAACCGCCACAGACACCACAGCGCCAUCUAGUGGACUGACGCGUAGCAAUAGUGUGCGGGCCAGGGCCAGUAUGUUCCAGCAAUUGCAGGAGCAGUCGCGUACUCCGCGGGCAACGACGGGAUCAUCAUCAUCCCGACAUUCUCCGCCAGCUGCAGCUGCCGAAGUAUCAACUCCAAGUGCCGCUGAUCAUUCCCUGCCAAGUUCCGAAGAGCUGUCAACGCCAAAUACAACGCUGGAUGCCGAGUUUGGCAAAACCUCAGCUGAGCCCCUUAAAAGCAUUCUCAAGACAGGCAAGCCCAUGGUGGGCCUGGGCAUGGGCAUGGGUCGCGGCCUAAUGCCCGUGGAUCUCAAUGCCGAGCUAAAGAAUCGCCUCAAGCGUUCCACCCAUGCCACUGUCUCUAAUCUCCGCAAGUCGGCCACCACGGCAGAUGCCACUCGCGGCGAUGAGGUGGAUAAUCCCCAACGGAACUUGGCUCAAAUCCUGAGGAAUGUGUCCAAGGAGAACUAUGCCACACCCAAGCACGAUGAUGCGGUGAAUCUGGUUAGGAAUCUGGCCACCUUGGGACAACCCAGAGCAGCGGCUUCCGGCGAAGAUGUAGCUGGUAACUGCGCCUCCGCAUCGGAGGGCGAGAGUUCAGGCGGUCGGGAGAUUGAGGCCAUUAUCAAGAACAGCGCUGUGGCAAGACGUCGCCGGCAGCAGCAGCAGCAGCAACAGCAGCCACAUCAGCCUGAUGGAAAUCUCGUUGCUAAAAGCAAAAGUCACUCGGCCAUCUCGGCACCCCUCGGUCUUGGCCCCCAGCUACCACCCCUUCCCCUCGGCGGCGGCUUUGUCAAAUUGCGUCAUGUAGCCAAGGAGGAGGAGGAGACACCCACAACUAGUAGCACAUCAGCGAAAGAAUCGCCAAAGAAAGAUCUAGAUCAGGAGCAGGGAGAAGCUUCGGGAGGAGAUUCAUCGCAUCCAACGGCUCUGCCUGAGUUCCUCAAAGGCGUGCAAAGAUCAUCCACUGAGGUCAUGGGCCCCGAUCAGCGCUCACUCUCGAUCGCUAAGACCGGCUCCAUUGCGGAGCGUUUGGCGGCGUUGCAGAAGAGCGGCGAGGACGACUGGAGGAAGCGCAUCUCCAAGCGCGACGAAGUCGACGAUGUGCGCCGCGAAAACUUCGUGAACGAAUCGCUAUCUUUGGCCCACUCGCUGUCGGACAAGCCGCUGCCACCGUCGCCCCUGAUCCCCACCAGCCUUGAGGGCGGCAAGGUCUCCGAUCGCUUGAGCAAGCUCAAGUGCAACUCGGAGAACUGGAAGCAGCGGAUAGAGCAAACCGAUGCUAAGAAGUUCACAGUCGCUGGCCGACUGCAAAAGAAGGCCCAAUCUCCUGUGGAGCUGCAGUUCGAGCGUUCGCCCAAUGAUGCUGCUAAGAAAUGCCCCAUGCUGGAGGUGCGCAGCGCCAACCAGCCGCAGUUGGGUCUGGCCAAGAGCCCCUCCAUGAUGGUUACUUCCACUGCUAACAGCAAUAGCAAGAACACACUUCGCAGCCUGAGCGUUAAUCCCGAGGAGGAGGUUCCUAGUCUGAGUCGCUCCAACAGCAGCAGCUCGGAUUCGGAUGGGGAACGCACCUCACCGCAGAAUGCCAAGCAAAAUAAGGAGCUGGCCAAUACCAAGAGUGCGGCUGCACCCACAAAUGUGGGCGCCAGGAUUCAGGUGCCUCGUCUGGACGACAAGGAGACCUUUGAGAACUUCUUUGCCACGAAACCUAAGGUGGAGGAGAGUGUGGAACUGGAGAUUAGCGCAUUUGAUGAUAUCAAGCCCACAGAGCGCUUGGUAAGCAAACGCCACGUUCAGGGACCUAAGGGACGCCGGGCAGCCCGCAAUCCUCUCAAGAGUCUGGCAGCACGUGAGGAUAUCACCUCGGAGUACACGGAAAUGAAGACAGGAGUGGCCGAGCGUGAGCUCAGGCGACUUAAGAUGGAGUCAUAUGGCCAGAACACCAACCUGGCUGCCGAGGCCAUUGCUGGCCUAGCCUCCAUAGAGGACUUCAAGUCAGUGGCCCUGCGUUCUUCGUCGAUUCCCCUGCAGCAAAUGUGGCUGCCCCACAAGCCUGUAAUGCUGCUCCAUGUCAAGGGACGCACCCAUGUCCAAACCCGACUGGUGGAGCCUACUCACACCUCACUGAAUCGCGGUGAUUGCUUCAUUUUGGUUGCCGGAUCCCAGUUGUUCCGCUAUGUGGGCUCCUUUGCCAAUGUCAUUGAGAUCUCGCGCAGCAAGAAAAUCUGCGCUGCCAUUUUGGAGAACAAGGAUCUGGGGUGCACUGCCAGCCAGGAGGUAAUCCUCACCGAUGGCAAGUACUUGAACGAGCGCCAGUGGAGUCAGUUUUGGAAGUUGCUAGGCAAAAAGGAGGACGACACCUCGGAGAUCUCCGACUGCGGUCAUGCGGAUGAGGAUGAUGUGUUUGAGAGCAGUCUGAUCGAGACCAACAAGAUCUACGAGUUCCAGGACGAAGCCCUUGUGCCCCUGGACAAGUACUGGGGCUGCAUACCCAAGGUGGACAUGCUGGACACGCGCAAGGUGCUGGUCUUUGACUUUGGCAGUGAGCUGUACGUAUGGAAUGGCAAGAACGCCUCCUCGGACGCCAAGCGGGCGGCCAUGAGGCUGGCGCAGGAACACUUUGGUGCCGAGAAUGGAGCAGACUAUGCCGAGUGCUACUUGAACCCGCUGAACUAUGUCUCCAUUGUGGGUCGUCGUGAAAACACCAAGUAUGCCAAGCGAACCGCUCAGCGACCGGAGUGGUGUGUCCUGGGGAAGAUCACCCAGAACAUGGAGACGGUGCUGUUCAAGGAGAAGUUCAGCGACUGGCCGGAACUGGAGCGCGAGGAUCUGGAGAAGGAUUACCUUGCCAACGGCGUCCAUGUGGUGCGAGCCUUGAAUGGAACCGCUCUGCACAAAGGGGAGCCCUAUGAGGAGCCAAAUCUGGUGCUGGAGCAGGCGAAUCUGGGACGUGGUAACUUCUACUACGACACCGAUACAAUGCGCCACUUCGAUGUGAUCACCAAGUCCACGGACAAGUGGCAGAUCCACGAGUUUAACUUUGAUGCCGCCCCUGCCCGCGAGGACUACGGGCACUUUUACUCCGCGGAGAGCUAUAUAGUUCGCUGGAUUUACCAGAUCUCGGUCACAGUGCGCGAGCUGAGCGGCAAGGUCUCGAACAGGAGCACCGUUGGACGGGACAGGUGCGUGUACUUCACCUGGCAGGGUCAGGACUCGAGUGCCAAUGAGAAGGGUGCUGCGGCUUUGCUCACCGUUGAGCUGGACAAGGAGAAGGGCGCCCAAUUGAGGGUGUCACAGGGCGACGAAUGCACAGCCUUUGUUCGCUUAUUCCCCCAGCUGUGGCAGCAUCGUGGACGCAAGGAGCAGUGCCUAGAGAGGCGCAACCAGUGGCGGCUCUACCAAAUCCAGGGCAACGUCACCGAGGAGACGCUCAUCAAGGAAGUGGACUGCCAGUCGCGUCAAUUGCGCUCUCGCAGCUCCAUGCUCCUGAUCCAUGGCAGCCAGGGCAGCGUGUUGGUUUGGCAUGGAGCCAAGAGUGCUCCUCACACCCGUUCUGUGGCUUUGAAAGCUGCCCAAGAUCUGGUCGAGCAGGUGCCAAAAGAUCUCUUCAGCAGCGACAAGGUUAAACUCGCAGAGCAGGAGGAGGGUUCCGAGAAUGAGGACUGCAAGAGGGCUCUGGGAUUGACGGCAGACGUUGAUUACGGCAGCCUGCUGAAGUCCACCAAAUCGUUUGAUUACCAAAUAAGGAUCUUCAACUUCUCCAGCACCCAGGGAGUGUUCAAGGCGCUUGAACUGAGCGAUCCCUUGCGCUGCCAGGAUCUGAACAGUCCAUAUCCCUUCAGCCAGGGUCAGCUGUACAAUGCCCGUCAGCCCACGAUCUUUUUGCUUGACGAUGGCGACGAGCUGUGGCUCUGGAUGGGCUGGUGGCCCCUGGAGGACAUAAAGAUAAACACCGAUGAGCGAAGCAGUCCCACCAACGACAAUCGGGCUGGAGUUAAUCGCUGGAUCUCAGAGAGACGUGCUGCCCUCGAGACAGCCGUCGGCUAUUGGCGUGCCAAGCACGGCGAGAACGAAAAGGAGGCCUUCCACGGCAUCAAGGGUCAGGUGGUGUGGGCAGGCCUGGAGCCACUGGCCUUCAGGGCGCUCUUUCCCGACUGGACGGAGCGGGCCGAUGUGCGGGAGAUCAACGAAGAGGAUGGCCGCACCGAUGCUCCCACAACCAUUGCAGAAAUGCUGGCACAAAUGACACAGACCGAGUACCCGCUGGAGGUGCUCAAGGCACGACCCCUGCCCGAGGGCGUGGAGCCCACGCGUUUGGAGGUGUACCUUAACGCCGAGGACUUUCAGGUGGCGCUGGGCUGCAGUCGGGCGGAGUUCGAGCAGCUACCCAUCUGGAAGCAAACCAAGCUGAAGAAGGAGCGUGGGCUGUUCUAGGAGAGAGGCACAAUGCAACCGAAUAGACUUGAACACAAUCACAAAAACAAUACAAUUUUCUAAGCACUUUUUGUAGGCGGCGAAGCUUUUGCAACGGGCACAGACGAAUCGUAAAUCUAUAUCGUAUUCUACAUGCUAGGCCUACAUAGUAUAGCAUAUACACAUACACACGUGCGCAUAUCCCCAUGUACUCUCUCUAUUGUACGCAUAUUACAUAACCCUUAUACAUAUGUAUGCCUUUUGCAAUAAAUUUCAAACUCGCUUCAUUCGACAAACGGCCCGAGUCCUUUGAUUUUACCUGUACAUAAUUUUAAGUUGAGUUGUUUUACCAUUUACUAUUAUUUUACUUCAUAUUUUAAACGAUUUAACGAAAUUGCAUUUGUUUAAUCUCUGCAAAAACCAAAAAAAAAAAAGAAAAGAAAAGGAAAAACGCAACGAGCUCUCGUUUAUUUCAUUGUUUUCAGUUCGAUAUCAUUUAAUGUUAGCUUUAUUUGCCUAAUUUAAUAUCGAUGCCUAUGUAUUCGUGUUUUUAUCAUGUUAAAAACUAUUACGUAUAUUUAAUUUUUAUUAAAUAACAUUUUAUUGUA